AUGACAGGCCCGAUUAAGAAGGUCAUAAUAGUUGGUGCAGGCCCUUCAGGUCUCCUCCUCGCUCUCCGCCUUGCCCAAAAACAUAUCAAUGUCACAAUUUUCGAAGCCACACCUGGUCCUUCGAACCAACCCCGCGCAACCCAUUAUGGUAUCCCCGCAGUCUGGGAACUCCGCAGAGCCGGUGUCUUAGAUGAAUUGCGUCUGGACCCAGAAUGUUUUCAAUUUGAUGUCAUGUGCUGGCGUAAGCUCGAUGGUACCUAUUUGUCUGGAAUGGAUACCAGGGAUCUUAAUCGCCCAGGUCAACCAUACGAUGACCGUAUAACAGUCUUGACACUGAAUAAGGUCAUUAGCGUACUUGAGAAGAUGGUGGCAAGAUGUGAGACUGCUACUGUGAAGUAUGGGCAUAAGGUACUACCAGGUGUUGAGCAAGAUGAAGAAAAGGCUUGUGUGACUAUUGAGCGCAAUGAUGGUGUUGUUGAGAAGCAUUGGGCAGACUACGUGGUGGGAUGCGAUGGGGCGUCAAGUCAAAUCCGAAGGAGUUUGUUUGGGGAUAAAGAGUUCCCUGGCUAUACUUGGGAUCAUCAAAUCGUGGCUACAAAUACAUACUACGACUUUCACAAAUAUGGCUGGGAGGACUCGAACUUCAUCAUCGAUCCGGAACACUCAUUUAUGGCUGCUAGAAUCGGUGUGAAGGAGCCAUUGUGGAGAGUUACAUAUACCGAAGUCAAUGGCCUCACGAAAGAAGAGAUUGAGGCUCGCCAGGCCGAGAAGUUCGAAAUCAUGUUCCCUGGGCAUCCAACGCCUGGUUCUGGAGAAUACAAAGUUGUCUUGACUAGCCCGUAUAAAAUUCAUCAACGAUGCGCAUCAUCCUUCAGAGUCGGAAGAUAUCUAUUAGCGGCUGAUGCAGCCCAUCUUUGCAAUCCAUUUGGCGGCCUUGGACUUACUGGCGGUAUUGUGGACGUUGGGGGAUUGGCUGACUGUCUGGUUGGUAUUCAUGAAGGGAAGACAAGCGACAAGAUUUUGGAUGAAUACAGUAGAGUUCGAAUCGAGAAAUAUAAAACGAUUAUCGACCCGAUAUCUACAGAAAACUUCAAGAGGCUAUGGGGCCAGGAUCCGGACAAGGUUUUAGAGAACGACGAGUUCAUAAAACUCCUGAAGGCUAACGAAGGUAAUGCUGAGCUCUCGCGCAAAAUGCAAUUAGGGUCUUUGGGUAUUCUUCACGAUUUCACGGCUUCUUUCGAUAAUAAUAAGCCUGCCAUAUCGCUGCCAGAAAAGGUUGAUAUUUCUGCUGUUACUGUAACUCCUCUUGUCACUUGA
Molecule: messenger RNA, 1317 nt
Organism: Orbilia oligospora ATCC 24927
Lineage: Eukaryota; Fungi; Ascomycota; Orbiliomycetes; Orbiliales; Orbiliaceae
Exons: 4
Coding region: 1-1317 (438 amino acids)
Biological process (GO): ubiquinone biosynthetic process
Cellular component (GO): mitochondrion
Molecular function (GO): FAD binding; oxidoreductase activity
Source: RefSeq, a predicted model, not a curated record